Messenger RNA from Momordica charantia (bitter melon), 3271 nucleotides. Its product is annotated as Ubiquitin system component Cue protein. Gene Ontology annotation, molecular function: ubiquitin binding. Lineage: Eukaryota; Viridiplantae; Streptophyta; Magnoliopsida; Cucurbitales; Cucurbitaceae. The record is from RefSeq and is a predicted model, not a curated record.
UAUGGUUUUUCAUAUCUAAAAGCAGCUCUGGAAGACCAAGGUGCCGCUCGUCUCGUCGGAAACCAAAGCGAAUUCCCAACCCAAGUCCCCGCCGCGGCCACUCGGCACCCGCCAAUAACAGAGUCCAAGAAAGGUAUAAAUACGGAAGCCAACCGAUUCGUCUUCCUCCUCCUCUCGACCCGCCGCGCUCUUCUUGCUAUCAGUAUCUGAUAAUCAACGAACCAACGAAGAAGUCAUCUGAAAACAGAAUGUCGAAUCGGUACAACCAAGACGCAAACAAGGGUUUAAGGAAAGACCAGAGGAAGUACAUACCCAAGAAUCAAAAUCAUGCCUCAAAACAACUCCCCAACCCUAAACCUACGCUUUCCACUUCUCUCAGACAAUCGCUACCGAAGCCAUCCGAUUCUGCUGCUGUAACCACUGCUACUGCGCCAUCAAUGAGUAGGAUUCAGAUGGGUGCCAAUGGAGAUUGGGUGUCUAGCGGAGCUAGUGGUGGAAGUUUUGUGAAUUACUUGCCACAGGACGAGGCUGUUGCCACUGGUCUUCGUGCCGAAGAUGGAGCGUUGGAUCCGGUGGAAUCUCAAAGAGUCGUCGACCUUUUGAACAGAGAGUUGUCUCGGCUGCUCAAGUUGAGUGCUAAAGAGUUUUGGACAGAAGUGGCUAAGGAUACUUCCUUGCAUGAAUUUCUCGAUAGCUUCCUAAAGUUCAGGAGUAGAUGGUAUGAUUUCCCUCAUCGUGGAGCAAAUGGAUUAGUUGCAGGGGUCAUCGUUGGAGAACUUGAAUUAAGCCGCCGUGUUUUCAUGGUAUUAUAUCGCAUGUCUUCCAAUAGGGAUCCUGGAGCACGAGCUGCUGACAGCCUCAGUUUAAAAGAUCAUGGAGUUCUUCUGCAGGGAAAGAAGUUGCUUGACCUUCCAAAGUUACUUGAUAUAUGUGCUAUAUAUAGUCACGAGAAUGAAGAUUUAACUAGAAUACUGGUUGAGAAUGCUAUGAAUUUGCAGCCUAGUAUUCAUGAAAAUUUAUCAUCAGUUGCAUCUCACUUCCUCGGCAUUGUCUCUAUGAUGCAUCAAAGGUGCAGCUCAUCUCUUGAGACUCUCUUUUCCUCCAAUAGCCAUGGGGAAAGUGGGUACAGUAGGCUUCAAGCUGACUUCUUGGAGGUGAUUGAUUUUAUCAAUGAUGCAAUUGUGACUCUGGACUCCUAUGUCACUGCAUACAGAUCGGCAGCUAUAUUCUUCUCCUCUGCAGUUGAAGUAAGUUGUGGGAAUGAGGAUUUGCUCGGAACUCUUGCUAGGUUGCAUGAUUUAUUACUUCCAUCUUUACAGCAGGGAUUCCAAAUUGUCUUCGUUCCUAGAGGAGAUGAUAUGAUUUCUAAUGUAGCAACAAGUUUGAAAAUGCUAGCAAUAAGAAUUGUGAGAUUUGGUUGGAAACUGCUGGAAGCUUGCUAUCUAGGGGACGAUGUGUUUAGAAAUGACCUCCCUGUUCCAGUCUCCAUGAAGAUGUUUCCAGCAAAUGUAGAAGAUCCUGUCAUAAGAGCAGAUAUUUUGAUUCAAACUUUGAGAGAAAUCAACGGAAUCUCGCAACAGGUUCCAGAUAAACAACUUGGUCAAACAUUCCUCCAGCGUAUGGAAAAGAACCACUUCAUAAUGAACAGAAUCAACAGUUUACGAAACAAUGGAUGGGUACUUGUCGAUGAUGAACAACUUGAUUAUCUAUCGACGAUACUGAUGUAUACCACCACAUCUAAUACCAAGGAACCCCCCGUGAUGAACCACGUAUCAGAAGUAGAUGAAGAUGCUGCAAUGUUGGAGUCUAAAAUCUGUCAAAUAAAGGAUCUCUUCCCUGAGUAUGGCAGUGGGUUUCUAGCUGCAUGUCUGGUAGCUUAUAAUCAGAACCCUGAAGAAGUGAUCCAACGAAUACUUGAGGGGACACUUCAUGCUGAUCUUCAGUCUUUGGACACUUCCUUAGAAACAAUGCCAGUGCCCAAUUCUGGUGCGAGUGUUGAUAAUAGGAAUGACAAAGGAAAAGGAAAACUAAUCGAGUCUUCAGCAGUUCCCUAUACCAACCAAGUCCCUCGGGGUAAAGAUUUACCAAUGGAAGGCCCUUCAGUUUCAUCAGCUUCUGGUGGUAGGUUUGUUCGAAAAUCUAAAGAUGAGUCACCAUACUCAGAGACCCUCGACAGGAGAAAUGAAGCAGAUACAGUGAGGACUGCAGCUUUAAUUUCUCAAUACGAGUAUGAAGAUGAGUAUGACGACUCUUUCGAUGAUCUUGGUAUCAGUAUAGCAGAGACAGCUACAGAAGAUAAUGAAGACUUGGUGGGUCAAAAGCUGAGUUCAGAUUUGGGUAACUCUUCGAACUCGAUGCGUGGAAGUUCGGCUCAAAGUGCUUCCAACUCUAAGUGGGGAUCUAGGAGUAAACCACAAUUCUAUGUCAAGGAUGGUAAGAAUUAUAGUUACAAGGUUGCAGGUUCGAUUGCAGUUUCCAAUUCUGAUGAGGCAUCCUUAGUUAAUCAAGCUCAGAAAGAACUGAUUUAUGGACUUGGACGUGGAGGCAACUUGCCGCUUGGGGCAGUAAGAAAACUGACAGAGUCGGAGCAGGAUAGCGAACCUGUUGUUUCUGCAGUAGAUCCAAGAGAUGGUGUACGGAAGUCCUGGGGAAGAGGAAGGAGGGAAGGUGGAACAGAUGCAGCCAUCACUGAAGGACAAGGUAAACAAUCAAAUGUGGCUGAGGUUUCAGACAGAGGGAGAGGCGGGAACAGGGGCCGUGGACGGAGGGGGGGAGGAGGGGGUAACCAUCACAGGAAGGACAGAGCCAUGAAUAAACAUUUUGCUGGAUUAUCUGGCUUCUGAGUUAAUAAAUCGGAUCAGCAGUGUUUAUAUUCCCUUGGAAACCCCCAUCCCCUGCAGUUCCAAAUACAGAAAGUUAAGGUGUGUCUUUUUUCAGUCUAAGACACAGUCGAAUGUUGCAUACGACCGAUAAGCUCCCUAUUAGUUGAAUUGAACCUCCGCAGCACAGCUUUCCUCUAUGAGAGGAUGUAGCUGACUAGCAAAUUUUUAUAGUAAUUAUGAAAGUUCUGUUUUAUCUUAGGUUUUUGUUUGUCUCGGUGCAUUGUCGGAAAAUAUGGGUGAAAGUCCAAGAUAUGAGAGAAGGUUGUGCAUUCUAACCUCCACAGCAAGUCGUUGAUGAUCAAAUGUACAGAUAUGUACAGUAGGGUCAUCCUCUCUACCCAAGUUAGAAUUUUAAUUUUGUAACUGAAUGCGAGUAUUUUUUGGCUGAA